Protomyces lactucae-debilis is the source of this 1386-nucleotide messenger RNA. RefSeq names its product Arv1 protein. The transcript has 6 exons. Bases 299 to 1012 code for a protein of 237 amino acids. The record is from RefSeq and is a predicted model, not a curated record. Gene Ontology annotation, cellular component: Golgi apparatus; cortical endoplasmic reticulum. Gene Ontology annotation, biological process: intracellular sterol transport; sterol metabolic process; regulation of plasma membrane sterol distribution. NCBI's taxonomy places the organism in Eukaryota, Fungi, Ascomycota, Taphrinomycetes, Taphrinales, Protomycetaceae.
CAGAGACGAGGUAUACAGCAUACUGUUCUUGUCCAAUGCUAUCAUCUGCAGCCGACUGUCCAGCAAAUGUCUUCUACAGGUCUACUAUUUCCCUCCUUCACCUCCAACUGAGCCACAUCUCCCCCACGCCGGCUAAAUUGGGCAACGGCAAGCGAGAUCUGGCGUCCCAUCUGAGCAGGCGCAGACUCGCGACAUUCAUGCUAUCAAGGGAUCAUACUCCAGCUAGAUUUGGCCUGCUCAUUGUCAUCAAGCUCGGACUCUGGUAGAUGCCCUCUCGAGAUCUUCUAUAGCUCCAACUAUGCGCUGCAUCGAGUGCGGUGCCGCUGUGGACUCGCUCUACACGGAAUACGCCAAGGACAAUUUUCGUCUUACUCAAUGCCCGCGCUGUCUACGCUUUGCAGACAAGUAUGUCGAAUUUGACUAUGUCAUUUUGACGAUUGACACGAUGCUCAUCAAGCCGCAAGUGUAUCGGCAUCUGCUCUUCAAUACACUUGCCAGAGAAGAUGACAAGCUCGAUCCUAGCACGCGCAGACUGGGCAUACUUUUGCUUCUUUUCGAAGUUUAUCUGACGUGGUUUCGAGUGGAACGGACCUCGCUUGCAUCAACGACCACGACGAAUCUCCUCAUUGAUGAAUCGUUGAUGGUCCAGUAUGGCUACUUCUUCGUCUAUGUGCUCCUCUCCACACUGGCACUGCAUGUUGCAGCCAUUAGCCUGGCACGCGUACUGUGUAAUUGGCGAAAGCCUCACAUGGUCAGUACUGCCUUGUUCCUCAGUAGUUGCGUCAAGCUCCUACCUGUCCUUAUGGUCAUUUGGAAUUAUGACUCCCGCACCGCAGAGGCACUUGUCGAAUGUGCCAUGGUCGCCUACAAUAUUGAAGCACUUCGGAUACUACUAGAAUGCGGCGUCUUGACAGCUACCGUCAUUGCAGUCUUGAGUACACUUGUGAGGCUUGCUGCCUGUGCGCUUCUGUUGCGUGUGACUCGCCUUGGUUCCCAGCCAUAUUUCGCAUAGCUCCUUCAUCUCUGUAUCGACAUCAUUUCAUGACAUUGCCAUCGCUUCAUCAACUGCUCUUUUGAUAGUGCUCAUUCGCCUUUCGUGGCGCGACAAGUGGAUGCAAUUGUGCCAUGUAUGUGAGCAUCCACAUGAGAUACAUUGAUACCAGCGUCAAUAUAGAAGUCAUGCGCCAGACAGUUUGAUUGUCGCCUUUCGGGCUAAAGACAUAGCAGACUGCACAGAGUGCUGCGAUGACCGCUGCGACGAGAAGAACAGUCAGACCAGACAUGGCAACCUGACAGUACACACCCCGGGAACCGACAGGAAGGAGAGCAGCACUCAGGCAAGAUGUGUCGGCGAGUGUGGUUGACGUCGGGUUGCAUGUGUGAGUU